This is a messenger RNA of Hypomesus transpacificus, 3190 nucleotides long. It is a transcript of the gene csnk1g2b, whose product is annotated as casein kinase 1, gamma 2b. Gene Ontology annotation, cellular component: nucleus; cytoplasm; plasma membrane. Gene Ontology annotation, biological process: positive regulation of canonical Wnt signaling pathway; signal transduction; endocytosis. NCBI's taxonomy places the organism in Eukaryota, Metazoa, Chordata, Actinopteri, Osmeriformes, Osmeridae. Bases 819 to 2060 code for a protein of 413 amino acids. The record is from RefSeq and is a predicted model, not a curated record. Gene Ontology annotation, molecular function: ATP binding; protein serine/threonine kinase activity. The transcript has 12 exons.
UGUGACGCUGAAUGCUUGCCUAUCGGCUUGGGAGGCUUUACUGCUUAGCUAAAGAGACAACAGCUAAACCCCGGCGAGGGGAAAGAGAUGAAAUCUCGAAAAUACACAUAAAUAAAGAAGCAUGUUGUUGCGUGCGCAUUGACAGUUCGUGUUUACAGCCAGGCAGCUAAGCUAACGCGACCAAGCAAGCUGGAUUUUGGUUGUGAGGAUUAAGGAGUUGCCCAGUGGUCGAUGUUAUGGUUGAGAUCUGAAAACAAACGCAGCUUCUUUCAGAUCUCUGCGUGAUCCAGAACUCCGUUGCGACGUUCCCAAACACACCAGUAUCUACCUUCACCUUCCUCUGCCGAGACCCUGCAACAUGGAGAGUCCCGGCCGCAUCGCCAAAGACUGACCGGAAGGAAGCGAUGAGGGCCUUGAGGCAAAGCUGCCAAGCUGCAUAGUGGAUCCAGUAGCUGGGGAUUUUCAGUACUUGUGUACAAGUGCGUUUGUGUGCGAGUGGGCACAUGCUAGCACGACCUGCCCACUUCAGGCAGGGGCAUGCUUCUCUGAGGCUGGAGCUGAAGAAACAAAGACAAAAGGAACCCACAUCCGCAAACCAGGAACAAGACCAAGAGUUGUUCUUCCACUGGUUUGUUUCACCACUGUUUUACCCGCGCUGAAGCGUAAAAACGACGACACUGCUCUGCACGCCACCUCUCUUCUGUGCUGUGUCGCUCGACCCCCCCUCUCCUCCUAAAGUGUCCUGCUAGUUGUUUUGGAGCCUCUGUGGUUUGCAUGGCCGGGGAGUAAUCGUGGAGAGGCCAGGGUAUCACAAGCUUAUGGAUUUUGAUAAGAGAGGGGGCAAGGGAGAGACAGAGGAAGGGAAAAGGAUGUCCAAGGCAGCCGGCAGCAGGACUGGCGGCCGGAGUGGGGGGACCAACUCUGGGGUGCUCAUGGUUGGCCCAAACUUCCGUGUGGGCAAAAAGAUAGGAUGUGGCAACUUUGGAGAGCUACGACUGGGGAAGAACCUCUACACCAAUGAAUACGUGGCCAUCAAAUUGGAACCCAUUAAGUCCAGGGCUCCCCAGUUACACUUGGAGUAUAGAUUUUACAAACAGUUGGGAAAUUCAGAGGGAAUCCCCCAGGUGUACUACUUUGGGCCAUGUGGGAAGUACAACGCCAUGGUGCUGGAGCUGCUGGGGCCCAGCCUGGAGGACCUGUUUGACCUGUGCGACCGCACCUUCAGCCUCAAGACCGUCCUGAUGAUUGCCAUCCAGCUGAUCACCCGGAUGGAGUACGUCCACACCAAGAGCUUGAUCUACCGAGACGUCAAGCCGGAGAACUUCCUGGUGGGGCGUCCGGGCAGCAAGAGGCAACACACCAUCCACAUCAUCGACUUCGGCCUGGCCAAAGAGUACAUCGACCCGGAGACCAAGAAACACAUCCCGUACCGUGAGCACAAGAGUCUGACGGGCACGGCGCGCUACAUGAGCAUCAACACACACCUGGGCAAAGAGCAAAGCAGAAGGGACGACCUGGAGGCCCUGGGUCACAUGUUCAUGUACUUCCUGCGUGGCAGUCUCCCCUGGCAGGGCCUGAAGGCGGACACGCUGAAGGAACGCUACCAGAAGAUCGGAGACACCAAGCGGGCGACGCCCAUCGAAGUGCUCUGUGAAAGCUUCCCAGAAGAGAUGGCCACCUACCUGCGCUACGUGAGACGGCUGGACUUCUUUGAAAAACCUGAUUACGACUACUUGAGGAAACUCUUCACAGACCUGUUCGACAGGAACGGCUACGUGUUUGAUUACGAGUACGACUGGGUGGGCAAGCAACUGCCCACACCGAUUGGCCCGAUCGCAAGUGACACGCCCCUUCAGCCCAGCAGCAGAGACAAAGCACAACAGCAGACCAAAAACCAGGUGAUGAGCUCGACCAAUGGAGAGCUGAACACCGACGACCCGACCGCUGGACACUCCAACGCUCCCAUCACUGCUCCCACCGAGGUCGAGGUGGCCGACGAUACAAAGUGCUGUUGUUUCUUUAAACGAAGAAAGAGGAAAACCCUCCAGAGGCACAAGUAAACAGAACGACUUUGGAGAGAACUUGAAACAUUCUGGUCACUGUCAAGUUUUAAGUGGAAACAACUACACAGAUCCCCCCCCCCCAUCCCUAUCCCUCUUUUUCCCUCCCUCGCUCGGUCUGUCUCUCUCCUCUCCCCCGCUCUUUCUCCCCCUCUCUUUCUCCCUCCCCCCCCCCCUCCCCCCCACCGUUUCUCUGUCUCAGUACUCCCCUGCUACAGGCGAGUAAAGGAAAUGUGGUUGUCCUGCGAAGUUAAUCACUCCACAACAGACUCUGGUUCCUUUUAACAAAGAAAAAAAAGAAGAAAAAAAAAGAGAAAGGAACGUUUAAAUACUUGCAUAAUAACUGGGGGGUUUGAGGAAAAGUUAAAGCUGUAACAACGAAACACGAAUACCGUGACGUGAAUAUGAAAAAAAUUCUAUAUAUACUGUUUGAAACAGUUGUUGUAUUCUAGAUUCCAUACAGAACAAGUGUUGUUCAACAGCCAUUGAUAUGGGGCACUUGUCAGUGGGUCAAGUGAAAGGAAUCUGUUCCAUAGACAUAGGUCUUUAUUUGUGGGAUCAAGAUCAGGGGCAAGAAUGAACUAUACUAAUGAUAACUCUGGAAUCACUGAAAGCAACAGGAAGCAUUUCAUUUAAAGCAGAAUUGGAGGAUUUUUAUGUAUUUUUUUGUUUCUUUUUUUUUUGUAAUUUAAUCCUCAGUUUUCGAAGUUGACUCCCUGGAUUGAAAACAAACUUUUACUUUUAUGUUGUAGUGUUCUGGAAUUCUUCUAUUUUUUUUUUUUUCCUCUCUGGCUUUCUUAUUGUCUGUCAAUGUGGACUUUGUAGCACAGUCACUGUCCUCAGGUACUGUGGAAGAUUGAGAGAAACCGAUAUUAAGCUCUCUUAUUAUUAUUGCACUUUUGGAAGAAAAAUACAGUGGAAUUCUAGGUUUGAAAUUAACAAACAAGAAAACAACUUAAUAAAGACUGAUUUUAGGAAGAGUCCUACACAAGGCUCAUAUCUGAGUAAUGGCCGAAAUGUUGUCAAUUUACAUGAAACCGGAUAUGUCUUUCAAUUUUAUUUCUUACAUCAAAAUAAUUUACCAGGAAAUCAUAGUUUGUGCCUUUCCAAGUAAAAUGUUUAAAGAUCAA